Molecule: messenger RNA, 1288 nt
Organism: Cucumis melo (muskmelon)
Lineage: Eukaryota; Viridiplantae; Streptophyta; Magnoliopsida; Cucurbitales; Cucurbitaceae
Product: calcineurin B-like protein 3
Exons: 10
Coding region: 386-1066 (226 amino acids)
Biological process (GO): calcium-mediated signaling
Molecular function (GO): kinase binding; calcium ion binding
Source: RefSeq, a predicted model, not a curated record
UAGAAUUUUCUCAUACGCCGUUCUUGUUCGUCUCAGUAACAAAACAACAAUAAAAAACCUCAAUUUCUUAACUUCGAAAUUACUUUUUUUUAGGAAAACGAGGAUUAGUUAGCCAUGUAUGAGAAUCUCGGCUCAAAUUCGCCUUCAACCUGCAACGGUUUCUCUCUCCGGAUUUUUUAAAGAUUUGUUGACAAGCCCUAAUUUUGUUCGAAACCCAUGAUUUUCUGUAACUUGUUAUUGCUCCACCGAUUGUGUUUCUUCUGAUUGAGAAGCUGCCAUCUGGGAUUUUACCUUUCAUCGGAAUUGUUUCCUAUCGUCAUUGGCAUUUCAUUUAGACGAUAUUUGUACCAAAUUGUAUGGAGUGUUUUGAGAUCUGUGAAAGAUCAUGGUUCAAUGCCUAGAGGGAAUAAAGCAUUUUUGUGCUUCUAUAGCGAACUGUUGUGAUGCAGAUACGUCUAGGCAACCUAGGGGCCUUCAAGAUCCUGAAGCUCUUGCAAGGGAGACAGUAUUCAGCGUAAGUGAGAUAGAGGCAUUGUAUGAACUGUUUAAGAAGAUUAGUAGUGCAGUGAUUGACGAUGGGCUGAUCAAUAAGGAGGAAUUUCAACUAGCACUGUUCAAAACAAACAAAAAAGAGAGUUUAUUUGCAGAUAGGGUUUUUGAUCUGUUUGACACAAAGCAUAAUGGGAUACUUGAUUUUGAAGAAUUUGCACGUGCUCUUUCUGUCUUUCACCCGAAUGCCCCCAUUGAUGAUAAAAUUGAGUUUUCAUUCCAAUUAUACGACCUUAAACAGCAAGGAUUCAUUGAGAGACAGGAGGUAAAGCAGAUGGUUGUGGCUACACUUGCUGAAUCUGGCAUGAAUCUGUCAGAUGAUGUUAUAGAAAGUAUUAUCGACAAGACAUUUGAAGAAGCUGACACAAAACACGAUGGGAAGAUUGACAAGGAAGAGUGGCGAAACCUUGUUUUGAGGCAUCCAUCACUUUUGAAGAAUAUGACUCUCCAAUAUCUCAAGGAUAUCACGACCACGUUCCCAAGUUUUGUGUUUCACUCGCAAGUAGAUGAUACGUGAGAUGUCUCUCAUUGGGGAGGAGUUUUGGUGGUACAUGUCAAAGACUGUUUGGCUUGCAAGUUUUGUUUUGAAUUUGAUUGAUAUGAUUGCAGCUGUUCCUUUCUUUCUUUCUUUCUUCUUUUUUGUUGAAUGAAAUUGGAAAUGUUCCUGUUCUUGCAUUUCACCUGAAACCCGAGCUCAGUUAAGCCAAAUUCCAAGUAAAAAUUGUAGUUAGGUUUUGUA